GACAUUUUUGAAGGUCGGUCUGAGCUGAGGUUAGAUUGUGCAGAAUAUUAUCUCGCCCUGUCCUUCUACCGUUAACAUAUUCAGUCGGAGAGCAGGUGCGUGCAGAGACUAUACGUUGCAUCUGCGGUAAAACGAAUUGGGGAAAAAUGAAUGGAGAUCUGGUCGCGUUCGCCGGUUUACUGCGGCUCAACUAGGCGCAGAUCAUAUCAAGGAGUCCAAACAGGUACCACGGGAGGCUUUACUGGACGGACAGCAUCCCACUGCAUUAUGGACUACUCUGUAUUGAGAUGGACUGCAACUUAGGCAUCGAUCCGAGACGUUGUGCGUUCGCAGGAGCUAUUCGCCCAGUUUGAUUCACAUUACUAAUUGCACAGUAUAUCGGGCCAUGUUGUCUGCGUUCAACACGUUGCCUGAGAGGAAGCUGGAACAGGUCACUGGUUCACUCCAUCCAUAAUUUAGGAUGACGCCUCUUGGUCACACCUGCUCUAUCUCCUCCCUGUUUCCUCACCCAGUCUCCAGAGUUGAAACGCCUCAUCAACAGGCUGAGCGCUCCUGAGCACUCGCUGUGACCCUCCAUUUCCUGGCUGACGUCCCGGGGAGGUGAUGCGACGGUUUGCCUACUGUAAGGUGGUGCUGACCACCUCUUUAGUGUGGGUGCUGGUGGAUGUGUUCUUGCUGCUCUACUUCAGCGAGUGUAACAAAUGUGACGAUAGGAAAGACCGCUCGCUGCUCCCGGCCCUGCGAGCGGUGAUAUCUCGGAGCCAUGAGGGUCCGGGUGAGAUGGGCAAGGCAGUAAACAUCCCCAAGGACAACCAGGAGAAAAUGAAGGAGCUAUUUAAGAUCAACCAGUUCAACCUGAUGGCCAGCGACAUGAUCGCACUCAACAGGAGUCUGCCAGAUGUGAGGUUGGAUGGCUGUAAGACCAAGCUGUAUCCGGAUGAGCUGCCAAACACCAGCAUUGUCAUCGUGUUUCACAACGAGGCGUGGAGCACCUUGCUGCGGACAGUUCACAGUGUCAUCAACCGCUCUCCCAGACAUUUGCUGGUGGAGAUUGUGCUGGUCGACGAUGCCAGCGAGCGAGACUUCCUGAAGAAGAAGCUGGAGAACUAUGCGCGGACUCUGGAGGUGCCAGUGAGGAUCCUGAGGAUGGAGCAGCGUUCGGGUCUAAUCAGAGCCAGGUUGAGGGGGGCUGCCGCCACCAAAGGGCAGGUCAUCACCUUCCUGGACGCUCACUGCGAGUGUACUGUCGGCUGGCUGGAGCCCCUGCUGGCGCGCAUCAAAGAGGACAGGUCAGCAGUGGUGUGCCCUAUCAUCGAUGUCAUCAGCGAUGAGACGUUUGAAUACAUGGCAGGUUCAGACAUGACCUAUGGUGGAUUCAACUGGAAGCUGAAUUUCCGCUGGUACCCAGUUCCCCAGAGGGAGAUGGAUCGACGCAAGGGGGACAGGACUCUGCCUGUCAAGACUCCCACCAUGGCAGGAGGAUUAUUCUCUAUACACAAAUCAUACUUUGAAGAAAUAGGAAGCUACGAUCCAGGGAUGGAUAUUUGGGGCGGAGAAAACCUGGAAAUGUCUUUUCGAAUCUGGCAGUGCGGUGGCUCGUUGGAAAUAGUAACAUGUUCACACGUGGGCCAUGUUUUCCGGAAGGCCACCCCGUACAGUUUCCCCGGAGGAACGGGCCAAGUCAUCAACAAAAACAACAGGCGCCUGGCCGAAGUCUGGAUGGACGAUUUCAAAGAUUUCUUCUAUAUCAUAUCACCAGGCGUGAUGCGGGUGGACUACGGAGACGUUUCUUCCCGUAAAGACCUCCGUGAGGCCUUGAAGUGCAAACCGUUUUCCUGGUAUCUAGAGAACAUCUACCCAGACUCCCAGAUCCCAAGAAGAUACUACUCACUUGGUGAAAUCAGAAAUGUUGAGACCAACCAGUGCGUGGACAACAUGGGGAGAAAGGAGAACGAGAAAGUUGGCUUUUUCAACUGUCACGGCAUGGGUGGAAACCAGGUGUUCUCUUACACGGCGGAUAAAGAAAUUAGGACGGACGACCUCUGUCUGGAUGUCUCCCGCCUCAACGGACCCGUCGUCAUGCUUAAGUGUCACCACAUGAAGGGCAAUCAGAUGUUCGAGUACGACGCCGAGUAUGUUGGCAAGUGGGAAUAUGAUUUUGAGAAGCACACCUUCCUCCACAUGAUCACCCAAUCAUGUCUGACCAUCAGCCGCCUGGAGGACGGCACCUACGGCCCCACAGUGGAGCCCUGUAACAAAAGUCCCAUGCAGGCCUGGAUCCUCCACAACUACACGCGUCAGGAAGUGGCUAGACGCCUUUACUUCAGCCCCACUGAUUAUUUUCUCUGAGCUGUGGGGCCUGAGGUGAGCAGGUUAGCACAAAUUAGGCUGAGAGCAGAAGGUGGUGGUCAUUUUAGCUGCUCAGUAGUGAUGUAGUUUGUCAUGAGCAUUGUUAGAAGUAGAUUAGUUUGACCUGUUCGGCCUUCAGUAGGCACCUUUGUAGCUGUUUUUAGCUCUUUUUUUUCUUCUUUUUUUCUUGUUUUUGUCAGUGAGGGCUGAUGAAUGCAGAGCUUGUUGUUAUGAUGUUGAUCUUUCAGGUAUCAGUCAGAAUGUGCAUGCAAAUUGUUUUAGGAAGCACUAAGUAGCUUUUACCGGUGACCUUUCAGGGGGAACGUAUGAAGACGGGGGCAGAGGCACACGGAGCAAUGACAAAUGUUCCAUCAAGAUGGUUCCGUGUAUAAUAUGCUAUCUGCAAGACCUUUAGCCAGUCUUCAUGCUAAAUUAGAUCUCAUUUGACAUUUAUUUUCCAGCAUAAAUAUUUUAUUGUGAUGUGAAAAUCCACCGGCUGUCCCCUGGACUGGCUGCGUCUGGUGAAUGAUGCCCGAGAUGCAGAAGGACGUGUUAUUUUUAGCUGAUUAUCUACGUACAGGACUAAUUGAAACGGGCUUACCAUUGUUCGCAAGUUCUUUUGAAGUGAUCCUUCAUUGUGAACCUGCCUUUCAUGGUCUUGGCCUCUCAGGCCACUCUCCUAUUGGCCUGAAGCAGCUGUGUGCACUGUGUGCCAUGUACAUAUUGUAAAUCCAAUGAAUCCCAAUUAUCAGUGCUGUUCACCACUCGGCCUGCAGCUUAUUUACAUACUUUCAUAAGGGACGUUUUUUUUUUGGGCUCAGUAUUUCUGUCUAUUUCAGUGUUGUUGCUUUUCUGCUUUUCCCAGUCUGUCAAUUUCUCCAUAGCCCAUUCCGUUCUGCUGAGUUAUAUGCUGUUUGCCCCUCAGAGUCCUGUACCGUUGUGUCUCUCAAAAAACUAAAGAGCAAUUUCACUGUAGCAUGCCACAGUUUUUGUGUGCAAGCAGGGUAAAUUGGGUAAGGAGCUCCCAUGGCUGCUGGUGUGUGUCAGAGUUGCGGCAGGAGAGUGACCUGCUGUUAGAUGGCCAGAUUUGCUGUUCACACUCAGAGGUCCUCGUGGUAUAGCCACCACCAGAGGAGAGCAAGUACACAAGAGCAGAGCAGCAUUAGAGCAAAUGAGGCUGUUGCCUGACUCUGCCUUGAGAAAAAAAGGAAUCUGCUGCUUUUGUAUUUCCCACAAAAAGAAAAGCAGCCCAGCCCUCUAGAUCAGCAGAGUCAGCACAAGAUCACGCCAAACAGGAACUCUUGUGCCUUUCAGCAAGUUCACUGCGCUUUCUUGGUGACAAAAGGAUAAUGUUCCUCAACCGGGACUUGCGGUUAGAAACCGUCCUCAUUUAAUUAGCCGGUCUCAGCUGUGCACACACUCAGCGACUUGCUCUGGAGACGCUAGUUGGUUUGCUCGGAGGCUGAGAUGGGAGUUUUCUCAGCCCCAAAGGAGGCAUGAAAUAAUUACGAGCAAAGGACAAGACCUCGCCAUUUCCAGUAUUUUUUAUUAAAUGUGGAAUGGUUUUUCCACCUUCCACCGUUAUACUCCUCUUCUGUCAUCUCUGCCGCUAGAGCGGGUUUGGAUCUUUGAAUGAAAUGAAAUGAAAAAAUACUGUUCUAAUUAUUGCCUAAGCCAUGCAGGUUCUAAUGAUUGACAGAUUAGAUCUACCUCCAGUUCGGAGAGGCUCCAUGUACGAAUACGCCUUUAAAGAGAAGUACUUGCUGAUUAUACUGCUUCUCAUUUACCAAUUCUUUACCUAACAAGCUGCUGUUAAAAAUAAAAAAUGUUUUUAUCUCUGUAGUCUUGAGCUAGCUCAUUGUUUUUUUCUUUAGUUUUUUGGCAGGUGUUGUAAGGUCGAACAUCACAUGCUCUCUUUGUUCUUGUUCUGUUUGAACAAAUGUGCCCUGUAGGGCGGUUCGCAAAGUGUACUUCAGGAAAGAUGUGUGUGUUUGUGUGUGUGCACACACUUCUUUGUAUCCAGGCAGAGAAUGUCAGGCCCUUGUGUUUUAUAGCUUAAGAUCAAAUAUGGCCUGAGCGUUUCUGUGUGCUCAUUAGUCUGAAUAUCCUCUGUCAACAGUCAAAGCACAAUCUUGUUUUAAUGAAGAAAUAUUCCUCCAUCGCAAGAUAAAUACUGCUCAUUUUUUAAUGUUGCAUGCAUACUGUGUUUAUAGAUGCUCUUAUGUGCACUGCUCUUUAGUUUGAAAAUGACUCCCAAGAUAACAUGGUGCAGACAGGUGAAACUAAGGUUAUCUCUUCUUUUGUGAUACUUUAUGUUGCGCUGUAAAGUCCAAUAGCCAGUUUUUUUUAAAAACCUGGUAGAUGUUAUUAUUUCCAAAAAUUCACAACAUGUUUUUAUCGAACAAAAUAUUCAGCUUCAAUCUACAUUUGUUGUUUUUUAGCCUUUCAAAAACAUUUCUACUGCUGUCUAAAACUGUCUGUUCUCCCGCUUGUCUCACACAAACAGAGGAACGCACUGACGCCUUAUUUAAAAAAACUAAAACUUACUGAUUAAUUGCUUUAUUCAAAUUGAGGAUUUUGAUCAAAGAUCAUUGAUCUGUUUCGAGCGAUGUCAUAGAAUAUGACAGACAUUCAAAGUUUCAUUUAAAACCCUCAAUAGAAGCUCAAUGUUAAAAAAAAAUGAUACAGUCAUAGUCUUAGUAGCGUCUACAAUUUUAUUUUUAACAUAAUUUUCCCAGUUUAUCUCUUGCCAUUGUUUUCUUAAUUAAGCAGCGUUUCUGCUUCUCCUUAAAAAACAACUUCAGCUUCUCCACUUCUCCUCUACUUCUCUGCAUGGGAUCAUUAGGACGAGAGAAGCAACUCAAGUGAGCAGCAAAAUUGCGGAUGCGUGUUACUUCAGAGGCAAUGAACACAAAUGGUUAAUCAAGGCCAUUGAGAGCUCUCUUCCAGUUGUUAGUAGGGAGUGCUAUCUCUGGAGCCUUUGUGGCAGAUAGCCAUAGAUUUCUGUGGUACUUGCUCAUGUGGUGCUUGAGUUCAGCUCAUCACAACAGGUGAGUUUUUUCCAGUCUGGACAUUAAGCUCUGUCUUCUGACUUUUCUGGUUUGUUUGAUAGAAGAGUAAACAGACAGAAGGGAGACGGAUGUUACUAAUAACGUAAAUAAUGUCUGUGUUCUAUUAAAGUUCUAUUUUUUUAACCUUUUGUUUCGGUGAAAUGAACAUUAUUAACAAUGCGAGAAGCAGUGACUUCCCAUCAUUUCUGUUUUGCUAAUAAUUAAGUAUAUUAGCAUCUUGGUCUGAUAUCUCUGGUUGGGCUUUUCAAGAGGUGGUUUGGACAUUUGGCCUCCUCCUACUGUCCCACCACCUGACUGCACCUCUGCGUCCAAUGUUUGCUGGCAUUUUAUCCCCGGAUUAGGCUGCCAACACUUAACUAAAAUUACAAACUAAAACACUGAGCCGGAAGCAACAGAAAACGGCCACAAGCUGCAGACUAAGGUGUCGCUUAUCAGUUGUAUCAGCGCCGCUAGCAAACCUUUUUCGUUACAUCAACCCAUUUGAUCCAAAAUAACCAAAAUAUUGCUUAGUGCAGCUAGUCUUAUUUGUAAAACAUUUUGAUGCUUUUGAUGGUCAGCAAUCGUUCA
Molecule: messenger RNA, 5987 nt
Organism: Anarrhichthys ocellatus (wolf-eel)
Lineage: Eukaryota; Metazoa; Chordata; Actinopteri; Perciformes; Anarhichadidae
Gene: galnt13
Product: polypeptide N-acetylgalactosaminyltransferase 13
Exons: 13
Coding region: 604-2349 (581 amino acids)
Biological process (GO): protein O-linked glycosylation
Cellular component (GO): Golgi apparatus
Molecular function (GO): polypeptide N-acetylgalactosaminyltransferase activity
Source: RefSeq, a predicted model, not a curated record